Messenger RNA from Megalops cyprinoides (Indo-Pacific tarpon), 1438 nucleotides. RefSeq lists its product as uncharacterized. The transcript is spliced from 5 exons. The coding region runs from base 605 to 1438 and encodes 277 amino acids. NCBI's taxonomy places the organism in Eukaryota, Metazoa, Chordata, Actinopteri, Elopiformes, Megalopidae. The record is from RefSeq and is a predicted model, not a curated record.
AUUCCCGUAGUCAGAGUAGGGAAGCUGGCUAAUGUAGUUGCCUUGGGGUACAAUAUACCUCGCCGCAAGACUUUGGAAAGGCUUGAUAAACGUAAAUAAGAACUAUAAAUCUGCGUUUGUGGAUGCAUUGCAGGUAAACCUUGAUAAAGCUGUCGAUGAGGGACGCUUGGCAUCAGAACACUGUGAUCUGGGUUUGCUAACAGCUAACUAGCUCGCCUAUCCAGCGUUAGCUGCGUUUAGUCCUUUCACCAUUUUAUUGACAGCGGUGUUGAUAGCAGAUCAGGUAAAUUAGCUAAUUACUCGGACUGUUUUUUUGCGGUCGAAUAGCUUUGAGCAGGAAGAUACCACCUGUAACCAGGUAACGUUUGCGAUCUAGCAGGUUAGUAGCUAAUCGAUCCGGAAUAAUCCCAUUUAGACAGUGAAGCAUCAUGCUAGACACGAAGGAUGGGAAUUUAAGCUCAGGCACCAGGAUCUAAAGAAGAACUAGAGGAACCAACAGAGAGUAUUUUGGGGUUAGAGGGGUGACCACACAUCUGCACCCCAAACCGGGAACUCUAGAGGAUUACACUGCCCAGGACACACAGUGGAGGAAACGGAGUCCAAGAUGUCAGAGGCCAUCCUCACUUUCCAAGUGCAGCUGUCCGGAGUGAUGGAGACGGUGCUGAAGUCGGCCAUGUACGAGAUCACCAGGCUGGUGGAGGACAGCUUCCUGGAGGAAGUGGCCCGCAGCAAACAGGAAGUGGAGUCUCUGCGGCAGAGGCUGCAGUGGUGGGAGAGCCGGCGCAGAGAGCGAGAGGGUGGUGGGAGGGCGAGGUGUGCGGACUGCGGCCGCGCUGGAGUCCCCGGGGAGGGGGCGCACAUCACCACCCCCCCUGCGCCACCUGCUGAGGAGCUGAAGCAGGAGAGGGCUCUGGGAGGGGACUGGAGCAGCUGUCCGGGGGAAGCAUCAAAGCCAGGACCCCUGAAUGCCCUGGAGGAAGCAGCCACACCCAGCCCUGUCGGAGUGCCAGAGAUGCACACCGCAGCCCCCAUAGAUUUGGAAGGGGGAGAGUCUGACCCCCUGCUGAAGGAGGAGGAGCUUCAGGAGACCCGCAGCGGAGGUGAUGUGCAGGGGAAAUGGCUGCUGUGCUCAGACGGUGAGUUAUGGCAGCGUUUCUGCGGACCUGCAGAAUCCCGCGGUUUGAAGGCAGGCACCCGUCACAGGCCUGUCCUGGCGAGGCACUGUGGCCACCAAAGCACAUUUGAUUGGCCCCAUCUGACGCUGAAGGAGACAGUGCUGGGCCUUUCAGUAAGAGGCAGGACACAGCGCCCCCUGCAGGCCAGCGCCUCAUGGAGCAGCAGGGCAGGCAGAGAGCUGGGGAGACCUGUGGGUUUUACACGGCAGGAUCUCAGCACUGCGCCGGCAGCGGGGACCAUCUGGACUCGGAGGAUGACGUGA